UCAAAAUAUGUCUUAAGUUAUUACACUUGUCAAUGAAAAACAUGUUUAUAAAACACGUGCGAUUUUAAAUAAAAAUUGUGAAUUGCGUCGUAGAAAUUUGGUGCGUGUUCGAUAAAAACUUCGUUAACUACUAAACCAUGACCAGGUUUGCUAGGGCAAAGGGCUCUAAAGCCUCUAACCUAAAAUCUCCAGAAGAUAGUACACCAUGGGAGGUAAUGAAAGAGCAAAUGUUAAAAUCAAAAAAAGAAAAUGAAGAAAGUAAAAAUCGCGAAGAGGCUGAAAAACAAAGAAUUGACAAUUACAAUAACUUUCUGAAAGAACAUAAAACUCAGAAAAGGAAGGCUACAUGGUGUGAGUUUCCUGAAGCGCAAACCAGCAAUAAAAUAAACUCAAACACAAAUCAAGCUGAAAGUCAUACCAAAAAGAAGAAGAAAGUAUUAAAUAAUCAAAAUCCUGCCUCUCAGGAGAAUAAACAAAAUGGUGUAAAUGGUGACGACGAACAAAAUAUUAAUAAAUCUUAUAAGAAGAAAAACAAGAAGAAAUCAAAUAAUGUUGAAUCAAUACCUUUAAAAAUAAAUGAUCAAGCAGAAGAUGAUAAUGUUUCAACUAAACAAAAUGAAGAUACAUCAAAUAUAUCUCAACAAACACCAAGGAAGAAUAAAACAAAGAAAAAUAACAAUAAAAAGCAGUUGACUGAAUUAAAUACAGAAACUGUUAUCCCUAAAAACAACUCUGAGAAAGAAGUAAUACAAUCAGAACAUGAUAAUAGUCAAAAGAUAAAUAAUAAAAAAAAAAAUAAGAACAAGAAACAAACAUUAUUAGAAGCAAAUGCAAAUGUAAAUUCAGACAAUAUAGUAAAAGAAACGCAACAAAAAGUGAGCAAUGCUGGUCAACCUUCAAAGAAAAAAAAAGAUAAGAAAGGUCGCAAGAAACCUAUAAAUGAUAACAGCUUUCAACUUAUUAUAAACACCAAAGAAGUACAAUUAAUAAGAUAUGAUGGAUUCCCCAUUAUGAAAAAAGAUGCUGAAAGACUGGAGCAAUUAAAGAAGAGUAUGAUACAGAAAGGUAUCCCAAAAAGUGAGGUACAGAGGACCAUGAAAUUGGAGAGGCGAAGGGCAGAGAAAGCUCUUGCACGAUUGAAAAGAGAAGUGUGCUAUAAUUGUAGGAAGGGAGGCCACAAUUUGUCUGAUUGUCCUGACCUGAAGUCUAAUAUACCUGGUGCAGGUGCAGCUGAUGGUGUAUGCUUUAAAUGUGGCUCCACAGAGCAUAGACAGUUUGAAUGUAAAGUGCAGAAGGGGGAUAAGGAGUUCAGAUUUGCUACUUGUUUCAUUUGUAAGGAAGCUGGCCACAUAGCCAGGCAAUGUCCAGAUAAUCCAAAAGGUCUGUAUCCAAACGGAGGAAACUGUAAACUUUGUGGAGAUGUUACACACUUGAGAAAGGAUUGUCCAACGGUGAAAGACCAAAAGGAAGGAACUUCCAUCAAACUACAGACUUUGAACGACGAUAAUAUUGAAGGUAUCAGUCAAAGUGUUAAGCAGAUAUCUGAGGAGCCAGUGACUAAGAAACCGAAAAAGAUAACGUUCUAAUUUAAAAUAAAAAUAAAUAAAAUGUAAAAUAAUGUAUAA
This is a messenger RNA of Pararge aegeria (speckled wood butterfly), 1625 nucleotides long. Its product is annotated as DNA ligase 1-like. Gene Ontology annotation, molecular function: zinc ion binding; nucleic acid binding. The transcript is spliced from 4 exons. The coding region runs from base 138 to 1586 and encodes 482 amino acids. NCBI's taxonomy places the organism in Eukaryota, Metazoa, Arthropoda, Insecta, Lepidoptera, Nymphalidae. The record is from RefSeq and is a predicted model, not a curated record.